AUGAAGCUUACUAAUGCCUUAUCGUUUCUUCCCUCUCUUCUUCUUAUCCUCCUCCACAUGGGUUCGAAAUCCAUGGCUUCUAAAAAUUCUUCUUCAUAUGUGGUCUACUUUGGAAGUCACUCCCAUGUCGGAGAGAUAACAGAAGAUGCCAUGGAUCGAGUCAGAGAAACCCAUUACGACUUUCUUGGUUCCUUCGUUGGAAGCCGUGAGAUUGCCACAGGCGCCAUAUUUUACUCAUACACAAAGCAUAUCAAUGGCUUUGCUGCUCUUCUCGAUCACAACCUCGCAUUUGCAAUCUCCAAACACCCCGAAGUGGUGUCUGUAUUCCCAAACAAAGCCUUGAAGCUUCACACGACUCGAUCAUGGGACUUCUUGGGUUUGGAACACAACUCUUUCGUUCCCUCUUCUUCCAUUUGGAGAAAGGCAAGAUUCGGAGAAGAUUCUAUCAUUGCAAAUCUCGAUACGGGUGUAUGGCCAGAAUCAAAGAGCUUUAGUGAUGAAGGCUUGGGACCAAUUCCUUCAAGAUGGAAGGGAAUUUGUCAAAACCAAAAAGAUGCCACUUUUCAUUGCAACAGGAAGUUGAUCGGAGCAAGGUACUUCUACAAAGGCUACGCAGCCGCCGUGGGAACACUCAACUCUUCCUUCGACUCUCCACGUGAUAUCGACGGCCAUGGAUCCCACACUCUCUCAACCGCCGGUGGCGCUUUUGUCCGGGGCGCUAGCGUCUUCGGCCAAGGCAACGGCACGGCCAAAGGUGGCUCCCCACGCGCUAGAGUCGCCGCCUACAAAGUCUGUUGGCCGCCAGUCAAAGGCAACGAGUGCUACGACGCCGACGUACUCGCAGCUUUCGACGCCGCCAUACACGACGGUGCUGACGUCAUCUCUGUCUCGCUUGGCGGCGAGCCUUCCUCGUUUUUUAACGACAGCGUAGCAAUCGGGUCGUUCCACGCUGCUAAGAAGCGGAUCGUUGUAGUCUGCUCCGCCGGAAACUCUGGACCGGCGGAUAGUACGGUUACAAACGUUGCACCGUGGCAGAUCACCGUCGGAGCUAGCACCAUGGACCGUGAGUUUGCUAGUAAUCUAAUCCUCGGUAACGGAAAACACUACAAGGGACAAAGCUUGGCAUCAUCAUCUUUGCCACAUGCUAAGUUCUACCCAAUAAUUGCUGCUUUUCAAGCAAAAGCUAAUAACGUUUCAGCUCUUGAUGCACAAUUGUGCAAACUUGGAUCGCUUGACCCUAAAAAGGCAAAAGGGAAGAUAUUAGUGUGUCUUAGAGGACAGAACGGGAGAGUGGAAAAGGGUCGAGCCGUGGCUUUAGCUGGCGGUGUAGGGAUGGUUCUAGAGAACACUAAUGUCACCGGGAAUGAUCUAACCGCUGAUCCACAUGUCCUCCCAGCUACACAGCUAAGUUUCAAGAACAGUCUUGCCUUGUCAAGAUAUAUCAACCAAACCAAGAAACCAAUUGCGCACAUUACACCUUCGUGGACCGUAUUGGGAACUAAACCAGCGCCUGUAAUGGCUGCUUUCUCGUCUAAGGGUCCGAGCAAGGUGGCUCCUAUGAUUCUGAAGCCUGACAUUACUGCUCCUGGUGUGAGUGUGAUCGCUGCUUACACUGGAGCAGUAUCUCCAACAAACGAACAGUUUGAUGCUCGUCGUCUUCUGUUCAAUGCUGUUUCGGGAACUUCCAUGUCUUGUCCUCAUGUCUCUGGCAUUGCUGGUCUUCUCAAGACUCGUUAUCCUUCUUGGAGCCCCGCAGCUAUCCGCUCUGCCAUCAUGACUACCGCAACAACAAUGGAUGACAUUCCCGGACCUAUACAAAAUGCAACAAAUAUGAAGGCGACGCCUUUUAGUUAUGGGGCAGGACAUGUGCGACCAAACCGAGCUGUGAAUCCAGGUCUGGUAUAUGAUUCAGGAAUCAAGGAUUACCUCAACUUCUUAUGCUCCCUUGGAUACAAUGCAACACAAAUCUCUGUCUUUUCGGGCAAAAAAUUUGCAUGUUCAAGCCAUAAAACCAGUCUUUACAACCUUAACUAUCCUUCCAUCACAGUCCCAAAUUUUCCAUCAAGCAAAGUCACUGUUACAAGGACAGUUAAAAACGUUGGACGACCUUCGACUUACAUCGUCCGAGUGAAUAACCCGGAAGGUGUUUCUGUUGCGGUUAAGCCAACGAGCUUAAAGUUCACCAAAGUUGGAGAGCAAAAGACGUUUAAAGUGACCCUUGCGAAGCGUAAGGGGAAAGUGGCUAAAGGCUAUGUGUUUGGAGACAUGGUUUGGUCAGACAAGAAGCAUAUUGUAAGGAGUCCCAUUGUGGUGAAGCUCUAA
Molecule: messenger RNA, 2322 nt
Organism: Microthlaspi erraticum
Lineage: Eukaryota; Viridiplantae; Streptophyta; Magnoliopsida; Brassicales; Brassicaceae
Source: the annotation of a GenBank genome assembly